AAACCUCUGAAAGCAUUCCAUAUGCUAAAUAUUUCGAUUUUUUCCCAUGUGAGAAGUGGGCACUCGAUCAUUAUGUAGCCUUGAUUACUGAUAACUAUAAGUUCGCUGAGAAGAAAGAGGCACAUCGUACUUUUUAUAUUACCUUACAUAAAAUUAAUGAUGAUCUUUGCAUGCCCCAAGAAGUUCGCGACAUUGCUCAAAAUCUUAUAGAGAAUAGUAAGCCAGAUGCUUGUACCUAUUACCACGCCCUAGUAGGAGUCCUGCAAGUAUUGAAAUGGAUGCGUUUAUUACCACGCCCUAGGAAGAGGCAGAGGGAUCUGGCCACAAUAGACGCUCCUACAAAGAAGCAGUGUGUAGUUCCGGAAACAAGUUGGUUCUGCCCUGAUAUGAACGUGCCUUUGCAGGCCAACGGGGGAGUAAACACUCUGGAAAUAAUUAAAUCCGCUGUCCGUGUAUUUGACCAAAAGACGAUAGCCUUAGGCUCUACCCGCUCCUAUAAAUGUUCGAACCAUUUGCAAAAACCGGACAAUCCCUACCCUGAAGCUGUCCUUGAAGUCGUAGCAACAGGAUCCAUUUCCACACUCAAGAAACAUUUCGAUCGAGUAAUAAAGUAUGCCGACCAGCUUUGUCCUGAGGAAAAACAAAUUACACCUAAUAUUUCAGAACUUCAUACUGAUAUAUCCGUGCCAAAAUCUCCUAUUCAUUCAGAAUUAUCAGCGAUUACCAAUCGAUCAUCCACAUUAUCACCUAUUGAAAACCAUCACAAUAAAAAGAAUGCGCAGAUCACUGAAUCGAUUCCUAAGGAAUUAUCUAUUUCUCCUGAAAUAAAUUCUAACAAUACUACUGAAGAGACUAAGUCUCGAGUCUCCAAUUCAUCUUCGACUGUAUUAUCCAUAGGCGUAAAGUUUAAAUCAUCAGAAGAUAAGGAAAUGGAUGAUUUCCUAAUUUGUAAAGAAAAGGAAAGAGUUAGUAAUAUGAUGAGGGAGAGAAAUAGAGAAAAGAAGCUUCAACGUACCAUUUCUUCUGAAAUAAAUUCUACAACUGAAAUUUCCCAUAGCAAAAAAAUAAUUCAAUCGGAACCUGAAACUUUCGAUGAAUCAGAGAAAAUAACCAUAUCGGAAGCAAAGAAAAUUCCCUAUAACCAAAAAGUCGAGCAAGGGUUGAGGUUUGAAUUAUCCAUUUGCGUCAAAAACGAUAGUAACGGAACUAAUGAUGUAAUUGAUAUACAGAUUCCUGAAUUCUCUAUAGAAGCAAUUCUAACAGGAUCUAGUGAAGUUACAGCAGAAAAUAUAGCUGAUUUAUUUAACAUUGCUAUGAAGACUAGACAAAAGGAGAUUUUAUGCUGGUACUGUUAUUAUAAAGCGUACGAGGAUAGAGUUAGAAAUAUUAGGACUAUGGAUAAAAUUGACGACAAAUCUGCAAGAACAUUGGUAUAUAAUGAAAUCAAAACACUUUUACCUGAUGUUACUGAUGUAAACUUGCGUAAAAUAACUUUCAGAGCUAAAAGAGUUUAUAUAUUGUUUGAAGGUAUAGGAAUAGAUAAAAUUAGUCAGGUGUCUUACAGUGCAAGUGCUAUUUCAAGUUUAAAGGAUAUUCAAAUUCAAAAUAUCAUAAGCGAUUUUUCUAAGUCAAAUGAAAAUCGAAAAGUAAUCUCCGUUCCAAAUUGGAACGCACACGUGACUGAACAAACUUUACCAGAAACUGAGGUAAGUGUUACAUCCAUUCCCUCUAUCCUAUCAUCCCAGAUCUCUAGCCAUUCUGCGACUUCCUCCGGCAAUUCAGAAGAUAAAAUGGUUGAGGAAGUAAACGCAUCAUUUAAUCCAACCCAUACCCGUGCUUAUUUUCGUAAUAAAAUAUUAGGCCAGUAUCCUGAUAUAUAUAGAGAAUUUAGUAGCGAAAAAUUCGAUUAUUAUGGACUUAUUGAUAAGUCGUUAUGUCCAGCAUGCAAGUCGAGUCAUAAGGAUGAGAAGAGUAUAAGAGGUAGAUAUGAAGCUGAAUCCUAUUUUAUUAAAUGUGGGGGGAAUGAAAUUGAGAUCACAGCAUAA
Molecule: messenger RNA, 2045 nt
Organism: Racocetra fulgida
Lineage: Eukaryota; Fungi; Glomeromycota; Glomeromycetes; Diversisporales; Gigasporaceae
Source: the annotation of a GenBank genome assembly